This is a messenger RNA of Tremella mesenterica DSM 1558, 2127 nucleotides long. RefSeq lists its product as uncharacterized. NCBI's taxonomy places the organism in Eukaryota, Fungi, Basidiomycota, Tremellomycetes, Tremellales, Tremellaceae. The coding region runs from base 1 to 2127 and encodes 708 amino acids. Gene Ontology annotation, molecular function: DNA binding. Gene Ontology annotation, biological process: DNA replication; DNA replication initiation. The record is from RefSeq and is a predicted model, not a curated record. The transcript is spliced from 7 exons. Gene Ontology annotation, cellular component: alpha DNA polymerase:primase complex.
AUGGCUAUAUCAGAAGAGACUGCUCGGAACGAGCUGGGUGAACUCUUUCACGAAGCCGUCACUACUCAUCCGGACGUCAUGGCAGAAUGUCUUUCCAUACUUCGACUCUACAAUCUCACUCCUUCAACUUUGUAUUACAAAUACGAAGCCUUUCUUCUUUCUCGUCCUUCAGGUCUACGGGCAAGAUUAUCGAUCCUUAGCCUUGAUACGAUCCGCGAACUUCGUAAAGAGAUACAAAGAGAACAACAGGCAAAAGCUAUUGCUAAUAUGUCACCGGCGCAGAAUGAGAAUACACCUGUGGUAGGAGUCGGGGUUAGGAAAGCUAAGGGUAAUAUGAGUGAUUUAGGGGGAUUCUUGGACGGUUUGACGACACCAUCACGACCCAUGAAAAAUAAGUCCAGUAAUGGAAUUGCCAGAUUGUCAAAUACUUCCAACAACGCCAAUGUCCCCUCUCCUUUAUCCAAUGACAGCUAUCUAACACCAUCACGACAAUUCGCCACCCCGACUACAGCCAGUAGUUAUCGUCCUGGUCCAUCCAAACUCUCUGACACUCAUCUAUCCACUCCUGUGGGUAAAUCCGGCGAAAGUUCCCGUCCUUCAAGUCCUCUCAGUGGUAACGAAUCUUCCCUUCUUACUCCCCAACCUAAUCAACCUUUCUCACAACGAUCUCAACCUAAUUCUUUGGUGGAGACUCUCAACCCUCACUUGUCUUCUGCUUUAGGAUACCCGCUAGGCACAACGAAAUAUCGGGUUGGUCUUAGCACCUCGGAAGAUGUCAAAGAUUGGGGUUAUCGGUACAUGUUCGAAAAGAUCUCACAACGGUCCGAAGCUUUGGACGACAUGAUUGAUGAUUUUGCGGAUAUCAUCAAAGACUCUUAUGGAAUUACUGAACUUGGAGAUCCACAUUUCGCUUCCGAAGAAGAUAUAUAUGCGGUUGGCAGGAUUCUCAGUCCUCCAACCGACUCGAGUAAGGUAUCUACACAAGCUUUGUAUCUCGAGUCCAGUCGAUUAUUGGGGAGCGGGAGAAGAGUACAGUUACGUUUUUCUCCGGGUAUCAAAGUCCGAGGUGGGGCGGCUGGAGUGAAGAGUUUUGGUUUGUUUCCUGGUUGUUUGAUUUGUGUGAAGGGACGAAAUGGUGGAGGUGGGGUAUUUGUCGCUGAUGAAGUCCUGUUGCCACCUCCAAGUCCGAUGCACCUCACGACAGUACCCGAUCUUUUGGCUAUGCAACAUGGUGACAAGCUAGCUGGUCAGCCCAUAUUCAUAAUGACAGCUGCUGGACCAUUCACGCUGGAUGAUGAUCUGUUGUAUCAUCCUCUGGAAGCUCUGGUGGAGGUGGUCAUCGCCGAACGUCCAGAUGUUCUCGUCCUCCUCGGUCCAUUUGUCGAUGCCAAUCACCCGUUCAUCGCCAACGGUGCCGUCUUGCAAACUUCGGAGGAGAUCUUCAAGGAUCAAGUCGGUAGUCGGUUACAGAGGAUCAUAGAGGGAUCACCGGGAACUAUGAUCAUCCUUUCUCCCAGUGUGAGAGAUACAGUGAGCAAACAUAUGGCUUUCCCGCAGGCUAUGUUAGAUAAGGAGCUAUUGGGUAUUCCGAAGCGCGUACGAACCAUUCCCAACCCAUGCACAUUCAGCAUCAACGAAAUCACAAUUUCACUAUCAUCCGUCGACGUUUUGUUCCAUUUACGUAGAGAAGAAUUAGUUCAACGUGCAGAAGAAGCCGAACCUGAUUCAGAACUAAAGGGACAAGAGGUGAAAGAUCCCAUGGCAGGAUUAGUACGACAUGUUUUAGGACAAAGAACUUUUUAUCCUAUUUUCCCACCUCCUGAAGUACACGCCACCGAGGUGAAUUUAGACGUUACGCAUCAUGUCUUAUUGAAGAUGUCAUCAGCGCCGGAUGUCUUGAUUUUACCUAGCAAAUUGAGACAUUUCUCCAAGAUCGUAGACUCAACACUCGUCAUUAACCCCUCUCAUCUCUCUCGUCCACAUACAGGAGGGACGUUCGCUAAACUCGUCGUUCAUCCUCUUCCUCGAGCAGAGUUAGAGAGGGAUAUGGCUAUAGAUGGUGGAUUGGAAGAAAUGAGAGAACACAAUGUAUGGGAACGCGCACGGAGUGAGAUCUGGAGAAUUUGA